Messenger RNA from Arachis ipaensis, 1197 nucleotides. RefSeq names its product glutathione S-transferase T1. The record is from RefSeq and is a predicted model, not a curated record. Lineage: Eukaryota; Viridiplantae; Streptophyta; Magnoliopsida; Fabales; Fabaceae.
CGAUUACCCACCAAAAAAAAGACCAUUCUGGAUGGAGAUUAGAUUAUUAGGGAGUGCACUGACACGGUGGAUUGUGGAUUGUGUUGAGGCGUAGAUAGAAAGAAAGCAAAAAGGAAAAAAUGUUGAAGGUGAAGGUGUAUGCGGACCGCAUGUCCCAGCCAUCUCGUGCCGUUCUUAUCUUCUGCAAAGUUAAUGGAAUAGAAUUCGACGAGAUUAAAGUUGAAAUCUCCAAAAGACAGCAGUUAUCUCCCGAAUUUGCAGCUAUCAACCCUUUCAAGAAACUCCCUGCUAUUGUUGAUGGAAGGUUCAAGCUAUUCGAGAGUCACGCAAUUCUUAUCUAUCUCGCUUCUGCCUUUCCUGGUAUUGCUGAUCAUUGGUACCCAGCUGAUCUUUCUAGGAGAGCUAGAAUUCACUCUGUGUUGGAUUGGCAUCACCUGAACUUGCGCCAUGGGGCAGCUCCAUUUGUUCUACAUAGUGUGCUAGCUCCAGUACUGGGCCUACCACUUAACCCAAAAGCAGCUGCAGAAGCAGAGAAAAUUUUGAUAUCAUCACUGUUAAAAUUAGAGAAUAUAUGGCUUAAGGGGAAUGGUCGGUACUUACUUGGCAACUUGCAACCGUCUAUAGCGGACCUCAGCCUCGUCUGUGAAAUUAUGCAAUUAGAGCUUUUAGAUGAGAAGGAUAGAGAACGUAUUCUUGGCCCGCACAAGAAAGUUAAGGAAUGGAUUGAGAGCACAAGACAUGCAACGAGGCCUCAUUUUGACGAAGUUCAUAAGGUCCUCUAUAAGGUCAAAGAGAUCAUUCGGGCGAACCAAUCUAAUCAGGGAGAUGGCGUGAUGCAAUCUAAGACUAAAGCCCCGCUACCUUCAAAGAUGUGACUAAACAGCCAUGCCAUUAUCCUACUUGUGACAAACUUCAAAUGAUGAUGUGGAUGAACCUCGUGCCUCUGGACUUUGGGACCUCCUUUUUAAACUGCUCAAACAAAUAUGAUUGCCCUUUGAAGGAUUCUAUCGAGUCUGAAGUCUAAGUGCAGAUUUGACAUCAUAUAUUAUAUUGGCCUGUACUUUACAUUUGUGCAAAACCUUUUGGACAAGCUGGUAAAAAUUCUUGUAAUAAAUGCUGGUUUCUUUUACACCUUGCAGACACAUUAUAUAGUUGGAUGUAUGUUUAUACUCAGAUAGUCAUUCUGAUUCUUAGUCC